ACCUAUAUCUCUAUGGUCCGGACCCUGAGACUGGCAUUUAAACAUAGAUCAUGGCCCGAAUUAUUAAGUUUUUUAAAAUUAUAAGAAAUAAUUGGAAAAAAUCCACCUUCGCUCUAGCAGCCAUAUCGUAUGGUGGGUCUUAUGGCAUAGAGUCUUAUAACAAGGAGCAGUUGAUGCGAAGGUAUUGCGAGGAUGCGGUCAGAUAUGGAGAUAUGCCACUGCCGACCAAUUUAAAACCGCGACAUGUUACUGUCAUUUUAAAUCCAGCAGCUAACAAAAGAAAAGCAAAGGAUUUGUUAGAAAAGUAUUGCGCACCACUGCUACACCUCGCCGGAAUAGCUGUAACGAUCAUUCAAACUGAGUCUGAGGGCCAAGCACGGAAUAUAGUUGAGCAAUUGAAUUCUCGAACAGAUGCCAUAGUUGUAGCAGGUGGCGAUGGGUCAUUGUCAGAUGUUGUCACUGGGGUGAUGCGAAGGUGCAACACUAAUGUCGAGAUAGUCAAGCAAUGCCCAAUUGGCAUUUUACCUCUCGGGCAGACCAACAAUGUCGCAAAAUCACUGUUUAAUGGGUACACAGAUUUGCCACAGAUACACGCUAUGGCUGAAGCUACAAUGGCUGUUGUCAGAGGCACUACUAAAUUAGUUGACACUAUCCAAAUUGAGCCUCUUGAGCAAGAUCCUGAGAAUUUUAUUAAACCAGUUUACGCAGUGGGCACUGUGGAAUGGGGAGCAUGGCGAGACGCACGUGCUAAAGCCAACAAAUACUGGUACUGGGGAUCACUUCGUAGAUAUGCAACUUACGUAUUCAAUGGUUACAAAAAUGAUCUAACUUGGGAUUGUAGCGCUGAUUUACGAUACUCAGAACCAUGCAAUGGAUGCUCUCGUUGUCGCCACGACAGGCAGAAUAGUCAUUCAUCCUCCAGUGAUAGACGUUGGUGGCAUUCAUUCGUUCCAAGGAGGAGUCCAUCUAUUGAAAUUGAUUAUAGUAAGGUACUGAAUGAAAAAUGUGGAUCUCUUCACGAAAUUCCAAUAGUCACAACCGAGUUGAAAAUGAUUACCAGUAAUGUGGAGCCUUCAGCCACUCCUAGUGUGCCAGCUAUUAAAGUGCAUUUGGGUCCAGAAAAAGUGAGCUACUUAGACUUUGUUAAGGAAGGAUGGAAGCGAGCAGAUGGUCACAAAACUGUGAACAAACAGACCAUAGAGGCAAAGGAUAUUGAAUUACGACCUCAUGACACCGUUUUAAAACCAGGACAAAACAAAAUGUUUUCGAUAGACAAUGAAGAAUUUGAUUUGAAGCCAAUCAAAGUUAAGUUACUACCAAAAAGUGUAACAAUGUUUUGUGCACAGCCUAUGAAUAGUGCAGUAAGCUAGUAUAAAUAAAGAGCAAACAGUAA
Messenger RNA from Diprion similis, 1393 nucleotides. RefSeq names its product acylglycerol kinase, mitochondrial (gene Mulk). Gene Ontology annotation, cellular component: mitochondrion; TIM22 mitochondrial import inner membrane insertion complex. Gene Ontology annotation, biological process: protein insertion into mitochondrial inner membrane; ceramide biosynthetic process. NCBI's taxonomy places the organism in Eukaryota, Metazoa, Arthropoda, Insecta, Hymenoptera, Diprionidae. Gene Ontology annotation, molecular function: ceramide kinase activity; acylglycerol kinase activity; ATP-dependent diacylglycerol kinase activity. Bases 51 to 1370 code for a protein of 439 amino acids. The record is from RefSeq and is a predicted model, not a curated record. The transcript is spliced from 8 exons.